AUGACUAACGACUCACCAAUAAAGGAUCUUAGAAUAUAUAUUGGGAAUAUAUCUCCUAAACUUAAAGAAAAUGAACUGAGUUUACUCACAAGAAUAGCUAAAUAUGGAACCAUCAAAUCAUCAUUAGAAUUUCAUACUAAACCUUUACAAUUACAUUAUUUUGCUUAUAUAACUAUAUCUACUACUGAUUCUAAUUUUAAUAAUUUAAAGAAAUCAUUAAAUGGAAUUUUAUUUAUGGGGAUGAAAUUAAUUAUUUCUUUAGCUAAACCCAAUUAUUUACAAAGAUGGAAGAAAUCAAAUUCCAAAUCCAAAUCCAAAUCAAAAUCAAAAUCAAAAAAUAAUAAUUUUAAACAAUUGGAACAAUUACGUCGAGAUAAAAUUGUUGAAUCUCGAUUAGAAAAAAUUCAAGAAUAUAAAACAAAUUAUCCUAUUAAUAAUUUCACUUCAAAUUUAAUCACUUCAUAUAAUGCUGGAUUUAAUCAAUCAGAAAUUUCUCUUCUGGAACAUACAUUAAAUAAUAGUUCUGGUAAUACCAAAAAUCCUCCACCAAAACAACGAUUAAUUGGAUCAAAAUCAUAUGGAGCAUUAACUAAACCGAAAAAAUUCAAUGAAAAUCGAUUUUUAUAUCGAUCAGGUAAAGGUAUAAUUAUAAGAGGAGUUCAUCGUAAAACUCCAAGACUGAAUUUAAAAUUAAAACAACAAACUUUAAGAAUUUUAAUUAAUGGAGAAUUGAAAACAUUUAAAAAUUAUAAAACAAAAUUAUGGGGGUUUGAAAAAAAUAAAACCAUAAGAGAUUUAACUUGGAGAUUUAUUAAUGGUGAAUGGAGAUCAGGUGAUGAUCAUAUAAUUGAAAAAGUUACAUGUGGAAUAUCUGGAGAACAAGCAAAAAAUUAUGGUAAAGAUAAUCCUAUAAUAGAUGAAGAUAAACACAAUGGUAGUGAUAGUGCCAGUGCCAGUGCCAGUGCUAGUGCUAGUAAUAAUAGGGAAGAAAUUGAUAAAAAUAAAUCUAUAUUGGCAUCAAUGUUUGAUUCGUACGAUUUUGAUAAACCAAUAGAAUUAGCAGUAACUGGAAAUGAUGCUACUACUAAUGCAGCAGCAGUAGCAGCAGAAGAAAGUGAAAGUGAAAUUGAAAUAGAUUCUAAAGGUAGAAAGAAAGCAAAACAUUACGAUUAUGAAAUUGAAGGGAAAAUAUCUGAAGAUGAAUAUGAAGAUGUUGAACAGUUUAAUAAAAUUGAUAUUCAAUCUGCUAAUCAAAUUAUUGAAAAUUAUAAACAAUCAUCAAAUAUUGUUCCUAUUAAAGAAACAUAUUAUGAUGAAGAUGAUGAAGGUAAUGAAAUUGAAUUAGAUGAAUUUAACAACAAAUAUACUACUGAAGCAAUUAAAAACAAAUAUGAUAAAGAUCAUAAAGAAGAGGAAGAGGAAGAGGAAGAGGAAGAAGAGGAAUUUAUUCCAACUUUUGGUGGUGCUCAUAAAACCAAUGUUAAUAAUACUGAAACUUUAAGAGCAUUAUUUAACCCAACCACAAUUGAAACUAUACAACCAACAUCAUCAACAGAAAAUAGUACAUCAUUUAAACUUGGUUUACAAGAUGAUGAUGAAGAUAUUGAUACAGAUAAACAAUUGGAUAAUAUUAAACAACAAGAAUUAUACAAAACAUUACAACAACAACAACGUCAAAAACAAGAACAAGAACAACAGCAACAAGAAGAAAUCAAUAAUCAACAAAAAUUUGGUUUAUUUUGGUGUCAUUUUGAUUCACCAUUUUUAUCUACUCAAUCACAAUUUAGUAAAUUAGGAUUAACUGGUGGUGGUGGUAGUGGUGGUGGUAAUAAUGGGAAAAUAAAAUUACCUGGCGAAGAACAAGACGAACAACCAAAAGAAGAUAAUGAUGAGGAAGAAUCAUUAUAUGAAAAAUGGUUUUGGAGUAUGAGAGGAGAGAUUUCUCGGGAAUGUAAACGUCGUAAACGUGAUUUAUUAAGAACUAUCCGUAAAAAGAACAAGAAAAAUUGA
Messenger RNA from Candida dubliniensis CD36, 2010 nucleotides. It is a transcript of the gene NOP8, whose product is annotated as Nop8p. The coding region runs from base 1 to 2010 and encodes 669 amino acids. Lineage: Eukaryota; Fungi; Ascomycota; Pichiomycetes; Serinales; Debaryomycetaceae. The record is from RefSeq and is a predicted model, not a curated record. Gene Ontology annotation, molecular function: RNA binding. The transcript has a single exon.